Myotis lucifugus (little brown bat) is the source of this 1535-nucleotide messenger RNA. RefSeq names its product chromosome unknown C18orf21 homolog (gene RMP24). The transcript has 3 exons. Bases 879 to 1457 code for a protein of 192 amino acids. Lineage: Eukaryota; Metazoa; Chordata; Mammalia; Chiroptera; Vespertilionidae. The record is from RefSeq and is a predicted model, not a curated record.
UUGAUGUUUUCUCUCCCUCUCCCGUUCCUUUCUGAACUCAAUAAAAAUAUUAUUUUAAAAAAAAUAUUCACUGAAUAAAUAGAUGCUGUCUCACCUUCCUUUUCAGCUGCAUCACCUUCAUGCCCUCCCCUUUCCCUCCAUAGCCAUGCUUUCUUUUUCACUGCACUUCUCCGGGAAAGCUCCUUACCUUUCAUGGGUGCCAUCUCCAAAUGUAGAUAGAAUGUAUAGUCAUCCAUGACAAACUUUGACAAGCCUUCUCUUUGAAGUGUGGUUGGCUGGUCCAUGCAGCUUAAUAAUUUCCAGGGCAUUUACAUCAUAUUCUGUUACAGUUCUUACCAGUCUUACCUUCAUUUGUUUAGGGCUCCCAGACGUGAGUUCUUUAAAGAGAGCAACUCUUUCACUCCCAUAUUUGUGUCUCCACAUCCUAGCCUGGUCAGGGAAUGCUUUCUUGAUUGCAUAAAGGGUCUGGGCAAGUCUGUUGUCUGUUACUUUAUACUGAGAGAGCUACCUGCAGACAAAGCCCAGCCCACAAGCCACAAAAUUAUUUUAAAAAGAAACAAAGUCAUAGUAAACUUUUAUAUUUUGUGAUCAAUGUGUUUGACAAAUAGGUGAGACAUGCAGCCUUUUAUACUCAGUACAAAGUAAGGAGCAAGAGAGUGGGGAAUUACCUGUCUGUUGCUAAAAGGAAUGAAUGGAAACAGUGAUAGUGUUUUGCAAAAUAAAUCAUCGCCAGUUUAUCUUUUAAUAAAUUCUCAUAGUUUGAGUUUGCUUAAGGAUAAUGUAUAUCUGCUUAUAUUAAAUAAUAAUAUACCUUUCCUUUUUACAUUUAUAAAAUUGGCAGUUUGAGGUAAAAAAAAAGUAUUCUAAUUUAUUGAAUCAUGAGUUUCAUUUCUAUAAUUUUAGAUGCUAAAAGCACUUUUGAAGAAACAUGCCCAUACUGUUUCCAGUUGCUGAUUCUGGAUAAUUCUCGAGUACGCCUCAAACCCAAGCCCAAACUGACACCAAGAAUACAGAAACUUCUUAAUCGAGAAGCAAGAAAUUGUACACUCAGUUUUAAAGAAGCAAAAAUUGUGAAAAAGUACAAAGACUCCAAAAGUGUACUGUUGAUUACUUGUAAAACAUGCAACAAAACAGUGAAACAUUAUGGAAAGAGCAGAAGCUUUCUGUCAGCACUGAGGAGCAAUCCUACCACUCCUGCGAGGAAACUCAGCCUGAAGACCCCAGAGAGAAAGUCUCUAGGUUCUGCAAACCUAAAUCACAGGGUGUCUGGUUCCAAAGGCAAGAGCCCAGCAUUGACUUUCAGAACACCUACAUCUGGACACUCAACACCCACUUGCUCCUCAAAAAAUGUGAACAAAACAAAGAAACACUUCUCUCAACUAAAAAUGUUACUUAGCCAGAGUGAAUCCAAAAAGAAUUCAAAGGUGGACUUCAGAAACUUCUUAUCUUCUUUGUAAAGGAUGAACUUAUGGAAAUAAGAAAUGUUUAAUGCAAUUUCUGAAACUAAAGUUACCAGAAAAACAGCUUUUUAAAAA